UCUACCAGUUUAGUGAAGAAGCGCAGAACAAUUCCUCACAUAAAGAGCUCACACUUGUACUUACGAGUCGUAGUUAUUAGUACAAGAUGCGGUCAGAGCGCUCUCGAAAAUGCACUAGACCAGCUCUACAAAGCCACAUUGCGGCUCGUAGUCAGAUCCACUGCGGGAGCCAGAGGACGCAGUUCGGGGUGGCAGAAUAAGCUUCCGGUAACCGAGCUUAAGCGGUUGCUGCCUAAUCUCCAGCCCGAAAGGAUGUGGGCCCGGAUCCCCCUUGAAGUCUUUCUGUUUCUUUAUUCCUUUGCCUUCUGGCCAUGCGUCUUCUUGAUUCCAAAACUCUCCGCUUUGAGGUGUUCGAAGAUGCCUUAAUUCCUAGGUACGCAAUCUUAUCGCACACAUGGGGCGAUGGCGAGGUCUUGCUGCAAGAAAUGGAAAAAAAUGCCGCAACGAACAAAGCAGGAUACCACAAAAUACUUCAGGGAGCCGCGCUAGCACUCAAAGAUGGUAUAUCCCACAUAUGGGUUGACACCUGCUGCAUUGAUAAAUCUAGCAGUGCGGAGCUGAGCGAGGCCAUUAACUCAAUGUAUCAGUGGUAUCAGAAAGCGGAAGUCUGCUACGCAUAUCUUUCAGACGUUUCUGGCACGACAGACAACAUUUUCGGCGCUUCUACACUUUCGGAAUUCGAAGAGAGCAGAUGGUUUACGCGUGGAUGGACGCUCCAGGAGCUAUUAGCUCCAAAUCAAUUGUUAUUCUUUGAUAAGAAUUGGCAGUGCAUCGGGUCCAGAUCAGAUCUAGAAGAGCAUGUGACAAGGAUAACUAGCAUCGACAGUGCUGCUCUAGGGGGGAAAGAGUUGUGCUCAUUCACCGUGGCUCAACGAAUGUGUUGGGCGUCCAACCGUACAACCACACGAGUCGAAGAUCUUGCAUAUUGCCUACUAGGUAUUUUCGAUGUCAAUAUGCCUCUACUAUACGGCGAGGGGCAAAAGUCAUUCAUAAGACUUCAAGAAGAGAUCAUGAAGAGCACAGAGGAUCAGACCCUCUUCGCAUGGAAAGACCCUGACCUUCCUCCAUCGUUCUCCACCGGCCUGCUCGCGCGUAACCCAGGCUGCUUCGUAGAUUCAGGAUCCUUUUCAUCCCCAGAGGUUUGGAGAAGGAGCGUUCCGUCAGAAUUAACAAGUAAAGGCAUAUACACCAAUCUCUUCUUGAUUUCUAGCGGUACGGCAGAUAUCUAUCGAGCCUGUCUCAGCUGCACCGUCAACCCUCUUUCCAACGACAGCCCGGCAAUUCAUCUCCGCAGAAUAUCGAACUUGAGGACAACGUUCGAGAGGGAAAAUGAAUAUACCAGGAUAUCAGCUGGUCGACUCGACAUAUUGGGUGGUACAGAGAAGGUUGAGGGCAAACACGAGGAAGUGUACGUCAGGAAGCUCGAUGAUGUGCGCCUUAACCGAGUUCAAGAAUAUCGUAAUGUCAACGUUUUCUGGAUAAGCAUUGGAUCAUGUCGCGUGUACCCUGAUAGUCAGUGGGACCCGCAAUCGGAGAUUUUCUGGUCACAAAAUACAGCCGAUGGGAAGGCGGGGGUGGUAUAUUGUCGUUCCCUGACGACCCCAUUCUUGAUCAUACUCGGCAUUUCUCCCUCAAGGCGGCCUUGGUGUCAUACCAAAACGACUACUUGGACAGACCCUCUUGGAGCUUGGGAAUCAUAUGAGCCCGAUGGGACAGAGUGCGCUGAAUCUUACCUGGAUCUGGAUGACUCUAACACAAGUCUCCGACUCGGUGCGGAAAGAGAGCGCUUUUCCGUAUUCGUAGAGAUGAAGAAAUACAUGGUGUAUAGCACAGCAGUCUAUAGAGUGAAAGCAAUGUCAAGAAACGGGGACACAGGAGAAAGCUCUCGACUGUAG
Messenger RNA from Periconia digitata, 1895 nucleotides. The record is from the annotation of a GenBank genome assembly. Lineage: Eukaryota; Fungi; Ascomycota; Dothideomycetes; Pleosporales; Periconiaceae.